Messenger RNA from Tilletiaria anomala UBC 951, 2747 nucleotides. RefSeq lists its product as uncharacterized. The record is from RefSeq and is a predicted model, not a curated record. Bases 201 to 2615 code for a protein of 804 amino acids. Gene Ontology annotation, biological process: guanine metabolic process. Gene Ontology annotation, molecular function: zinc ion binding; guanine deaminase activity. Gene Ontology annotation, cellular component: cytosol. The transcript has 2 exons. Lineage: Eukaryota; Fungi; Basidiomycota; Exobasidiomycetes; Georgefischeriales; Tilletiariaceae.
CUUGCGACUCGGCCUACAUCACGAGCGCAGUCACUUCUUCCCUUACAAAAUUCGUCAUCGAAAACCUUUUAUUGGACGGAGCAAGGACAACAUCAUAUAGGCAACAGCCGAGGUCUUAACAAAUCAGCACGGCAUUCGGUACCACCAAUGCUGUGAAGCUCUGACACCAAAGGUGCCACCUACCCAUCACUAUCAACGCCAUGAAGGCAUCAUUAGGAGCGGCCGCCUGCGCUUCGUCGUCGACAGGCGGCAGGUCUGCCGCAGCCUCCGUCCUCGCACAAGCUCGCAUGUCGCGACGUCUGUUCAUCGGAGGCAUCAUCAGCCCUCGCUCUCCACUUGAGAUGGACAUCAUCACGCGUGGCUUGCUCGGUGUCGGCAGCGGCGGGACGAUCCGAUUCGUCGAGGACUUGGAGCAGGUCGAGCGGGACAUGAAGGUGGAGAUGGGCCGAGCCGGCGUAAAGGGUGGACAUACGAAUGGUCACGGGCACGGGUACGACGACGGUGAGGGUGGGAGCACCACCGAGGAAGAAGGCGAAGUCGCUUCGGCGAGGAGGCGAAACGCAAAGUUGGCAUCCCCAGCUGAAUCAACCAUAGCCAGGCACACCCCCCUACCCAUUCUACGGCCACAAAGCGAAGAAAAUCAACAAGACUCGGUAGAAGAACUUACACACCCGGUCAUCGAUGCUCCCACGCUCUCCUCGGGAGAAGAAGCUGCCGCAUCCUCCUCGCUAGAUGGUCCAAGGGCGCAGGUACAGGAGACUGAUAUCACCUCCAGCACCACUAUCAACGACCGGUCGGCUGAAGCCUUAAUAGGUGAAGCCGUCCCUCGCAUGCCUGACGUCGAGUUUCACCUUGGCAGCGCUGCACAAGCAUUAGCAUUAGAACAGGUGACACCACGCAUGCGCGCGGGGCGCGCCGCCUCGGGUAUUUCGGAGGCUGCACUGCUGGAGAGCGCGAUGAUCAAGCGCGUUACCGCCAAGUAUGGGUGGAAGGAGGGAGCGUACGAUGUCAUCCGCCUUGACAAGGGCGAAUUCCUCAUGCCCGGUUUUAUCGACACACAUACACACGCUUGCCAAGUGCCCAACAUCGGUCUCGGCCAGCAGUAUGAGCUGCUCGACUGGCUGAACAAUAUCACUUUCCCGCGCGAGCGCAAGUUCGAAGACUUGUCAUAUGCACAACGAACAUACUCCUCCGUCGUGCAGCGCCUCGUCGACUCGGGCACGACGACGGCGUGCUACUACGCGACACUACACCUCGAUGCGUCCAUCAUCCUUGCGAACAUAUGCCAUGAGAAGGGCCAGCGCGCAUUCAUCGGAAAGUGCCAGAUGGAUCGCAACGGUGGACAGGGAUACCAGGAGAAGACAGCGAGUCAGAGCAUGCAGGACACGAAGGACUUUAUAGAGCAUUGUAGGAAGCUCGCGAGCGGCCAAUCCGCAUCUACCUUGCCGGCAGCAGCGUCUACCAGAAUGAGCCCGACAGGCACAGCACAGACUUCUCCUGCAAGCUCAGCGCCGAUCGUACUGACGGCUGCAAGGACCAAGCAACCAGGAGCGGGGCCCCGCAGCAACCACACAGAGGACAGUAGCAUAUCGCUCGCUUCCUCGAUAUCUGCGUCGACAGCAUUCACGCAGAGUCCAGUUUGCGCCUCGGCGCCGCGUCAUCGUUCGCUAAAAUACAACGGCCACGCACACGGGACGCAUUCGAGGACUUCUUCGGGGAGCACAACGCCAUCUGUUGUGCGCGGGCAAGAGCGGGAAAAGGAGCUUAGCAACGCGCUCGUGCAGCCCAUAUUGACUCCGCGCUUCGCGAUAGCAUGCACCGACGCGCUGCUUUCCGCCAUCGCGGCGUUGCAGGCGCGAGACCCGACGCUGCGCAUCCAGACGCACCUGUCCGAGAACCCGUCCGAAAUCAGCUUCACCAAGGAGCUCUUCCCCUUUGCGGAGAACUACACAGCUGUGUACGACCACUUUGCUCUGCUAACGCCGCGCACGAUCCUCGCGCAUGCGAUUCAUCUUGAGGAUGAGGAGAUGGAGCUCAUCGCGAAAAGAGGGUGCGGUGUUAGCCAUUGCCCGACGAGUAACCUCAACAUCCGCAGCGGCUGCAGCCGCAUCGGCGAGAUGCUCAAUCGCGGCAUCAAGGUCGGACUCGGCACGGAUGUGUCUGGAGGAUUCGGCCUGUCGAUGCUCUCGGCCAUACGCGAUGCGUCGGUCGUUGCUAAAGUUCUCGCGAUGGGGCCGUCGGCUGCUUCGAAUAGUGCAACAGCUGGAGGACCCAAAGAAGGCACAGCUACCGUUGCCCACGAUUUUACCAAAGGCCCGCUGCCCAUCGCCACGCUUCUUUUCCUCGCCACGCUCGGGGGGGCGCAAGUAUGCGCGAUGGACAACCGAAUUGGAUCCCUAGCACCUGGCAAGGACUUUGACGCGCUCCUCAUUCGUACAACCUCUACUUGGAGCGAUCAGCGCGGGUACACCGGCUGCCCCGGCAUGUACAUCGAGCCCGAGGACGAACUGCCGCAGAUCCUGGAGAAACUACUGUUCACCGGUGACGACCGCUCGAUUGCGCAGGUCUUCGUGCGCGGCAGGAGGGUCGACUCCGGCGCUUUCUUCGAGACCUGAGGCCUUUCCUAACAUACAAUGGGAGCAAAGGGGUAGUGGACUGGCGUGCAUUUGGAUCAUCAGAGAAGCACGCGCAAGUGGCGAUUGGGCUAGAUGCAUUUGCAAUGCUCACUUUAUACAAUUAUCUGGUCG